Messenger RNA from Apis dorsata (giant honeybee), 2307 nucleotides. Its product is annotated as spermine oxidase-like. The coding region runs from base 184 to 2271 and encodes 695 amino acids. Lineage: Eukaryota; Metazoa; Arthropoda; Insecta; Hymenoptera; Apidae. Gene Ontology annotation, molecular function: polyamine oxidase activity. The record is from RefSeq and is a predicted model, not a curated record. The transcript has 11 exons.
AUGAACUUCCGGAAUACUUAAGUUAUUUGAUCAAAGUAUAUUUCGAACUGAUAGUUUUGUUGAACACGUUUUUAUCAUGAAUAUUUGAAAAUUUGUUUUACGUUUGUUAUUCAUUUAUAUCUUCUAGCAAGAAUAUUGCUUUGUAAUAAUUACAAACUAUUUUUUAAAAAUUUAUUAGAAAUAAUGUUUAAAAAUACAAAAAUAGUAAUCAUUGGUGCCGGAGCAGCGGGUAUUUCUGCAGCAGCUAGAUUAAUAGAAAAAGGAUUAGAAAAUAUUAUAAUUCUCGAAGGAAAAGAUCGAAUUGGUGGUAGAAUACAUACAGUAGAAUUUUCUGAUAAUGUUGUAGAAUUAGGAGCACAAUGGGUUCAUGGUGAACAUGGAAAUAUUGUUUUUGAUCUUGCUUCCCCAUACAAACUAUUAGAUUCAUCAAAAUGCUUCAAUGAUUUUGAUAAACAUAUAUUUGUUACUGCAAGUGGAGAAAUUCUUUCAAAAAAAGAAAGUGUAGAAGCAUUUAAAAUAUAUUAUGAUAUUUCUAACAAUAUAUCAGAUUCUAUACAUAAUACAGAAUCAUAUGGAGAAUAUUUUAUAAAUCAAUUUUAUAAAACAUUUAAUGAAAAUCCGUUUACUAGUCGUGAUAGAGCAGAACAAUUAUUAGAUUGGAUGCACAAAUUUGAUAAUUCUCUUCAAUGUAGUGAUUCAUGGUUUGAUGUUUCUGCAAAAGAAAUUACAAAUUAUUGGACUUGUGAUGGAGAUCUUGUACUUAAUUGGAAAGAUCGUGGUUAUAAAACAUUAUUUGAUUUAUUAUCUCAAAAAAUAUCAACUAUCAAGAAUAAUUUGUCUAUAAUAGAAAAAGUAGAAUUUAAUAAAAAUGUUGAUAAUAUUAAUUAUAUUUCAAAUGAUAAUAUAAUUGUAAAAACGAAAGAUAAUUCAAAAUAUAUAGCAUCUCAUGUUAUAUUUACUGCAUCUCUUGGUGUUCUAAAAGAGAAACAUAUGACAAUGUUCACUCCACUUUUGCCUGAAAGAAAACAGAAUGCAAUAAAGGGUUUAAAUAUUGGAACUGUAAAUAAAGUAUUCUUGGAAUUCCCACAUAGAUGGUGGCAAGAAGAGUGUGCUGGUUUUAAUUUAAUAUGGUCCAAGGAAGAUAAAGAAAAAUUUAUUACAUUAUAUGGACAAGAAUAUGAAUGGUUAUGUGAUGUUUUUGCAUUUAUUUCUGUGGAUUAUCAAUCAAGAGUACUAUGUGCAUGGAUCUCUGGUAAAUUUGCAAAACAAAUAGAAUUACUUUCUGAUAUUGAAAUAUCUGAUGGAUUGUACUUAUUACUUGAAAUGUUUUUAAAUAAAAAAUAUAACAUCCCGAAAUUUGAUCAGAUACUUAGAUCAUCGUGGUAUACAGAUGAAUAUUUUCGUGGAUCAUACACUUUUAAAAGUAUAACAACUGAAAAGCUAAAUGUAGAAACAAAAGAUUUGAUUGAUCCUAUUAUAACAGCUAAUGGAAAACCUAUAAUUCUUUUUGCUGGAGAGGCGACACAUGAACAUUAUUAUUCUACUGUGCAUGGAGCAGUUGAAACUGGCUUCAGAGAAGCUGAUAGAAUAAUAGAUUUUUAUAGAAAACGUGAUUGGAUAAACAGCUUCGAUAAAUUGGAAAGGACAGCAAAUACUUCAAAUCAAAGAAUAGCAAAAACAAAGCUUGUAAUAAUAGGUGCAGGCAUUGCAGGAUUAGCAGCUGCAAAAACAUUAGAGGAUGCAAAUUUCAAAGAUUAUCUAUUAAUCGAAGCUCAAAGUGAAGUCGGUGGUCGAAUUCAAUCUAUGCCAUGGAAUAAAGGUUGGAUAGAAUGUGGUGCACAAUUUGUACACGGUGACAAAAGUCCGUUAGCGCAAUUAUGUUAUAAACAUGAUUUGCUCUCAGAUAUACAAUGCAAAGAUGGUCAAGGAAUUUUUAUUCGUGACAAUGGUUGUAAAGUAGAUGAAAUUUGGAUAGAAGAGAUAGAUGAUCUUAUUCGUAAUACAUUGGAAGAUUGCGAAGAUUAUGAAAAUAAAGAUAUCAAAAUAGAAUAUGAAAAUAUUGGUGAAGUUUUAAGGGAUUCUCUCAAUAAACACUUACUUCAAAAAAAUGAUUCAAUAGCAAUAAAAACCAUAAAAAAAGAAAUUUUUGAUUGGAAUGUUAGAUUCCUCGUAAUAGAUAAUGCAUGUUUCACGAUCGAUGAAUUAUCUACAAAAUAUUGGGGAAAAUUUAAGUUUGUUGGUGGUCCAGAACAUCUUUCGUUUAAAUCCUGAUAUAAGGAUUUAAUCCAACUCAUUACUAAUGAUUUG